Molecule: messenger RNA, 2480 nt
Organism: Vicugna pacos (alpaca)
Lineage: Eukaryota; Metazoa; Chordata; Mammalia; Artiodactyla; Camelidae
Source: RefSeq, a predicted model, not a curated record
GAGCUCCUCCCGGGACAAAGACCGACGUGUGACAGUCGGUAGUUCAGUGCCCAUGCCUGCUGGAGGGAAGGCAAGCCAGACUAACUGCACUCAGUCCACACCUCAGAAGGUCCCCAACCGCCUGAUCAAUGAGAAGUCACCGUACCUCCUGCAACAUGCCUACAACCCUGUGGACUGGUACCCCUGGGGACAGGAAGCCUUCGACAAGGCCAGGAAAGAAAACAAGCCAAUUUUCCUUUCAGUGGGGUACUCCACCUGCCACUGGUGCCACAUGAUGGAGGAGGAGUCCUUCCAGAACGAGGAGAUUGGCCGCCUGCUCAGUGAGGACUUCGUCAGCGUAAAGGUGGACCGGGAGGAGCGGCCGGAUGUGGACAAGGUGUAUAUGACCUUUGUGCAGGCCACCAGCAGUGGUGGGGGCUGGCCCAUGAGUGUGUGGCUGACUCCCAAUCUACAGCCCUUUGUGGGGGGCACCUAUUUCCCCCCUGAGGAUGGCUUGACCCGAGUUGGCUUUCGCACGGUGUUGAUCAGGAUACGGGACCAGUGGAAGCAGAACAAGAGUACCCUGCUAGAAAACAGCCAGCGUGUCACCACAGCUCUGCUGGCCCGGUCGGAGAUCAGCAUGGGGGACCGCCAGCUGCCACCCUCUGCUGCCACCAUGAAUAGCCGCUGCUUCCAGCAGCUGGACGAGGGCUAUGAUGAGGAGUAUGGCGGCUUCGCUGAGGCCCCCAAGUUUCCCACGCCGGUGAUUCUCAGCUUCCUGUUCUCCUACUGGCUCAGCCAUCGGCUCACCCAGGAUGGCUCUCGGGCCCAGCAGAUGGCCUUGCACACCCUGAAGAUGAUGGCCAAUGGGGGCAUCCGAGACCACGUGGGGCAGGGCUUCCACCGCUACUCCACGGACCGCCAGUGGCACGUCCCUCACUUUGAGAAGAUGCUGUAUGACCAGGCGCAGCUCACGGUGGCCUAUUCACAGGCCUAUCAGAUCUCUGGGGAUGAGUUCUACUCUGAUGUUGCCAAAGGCAUUCUGCAGUACGUGACGCGGAACCUGAGUCACCGGUCUGGAGGCUUCUGUAGUGCUGAGGACGCGGACUCGCCCCCCGAGCGGGGCAUGAGGCCCAAAGAGGGCGCCUUCUACGUGUGGACGGUCAAAGAGGUCCAGCAGCUCCUUCCUGAGCCCGUGCCGGGCGCUACGGAGCCGCUGACCUCGGGCCAGCUGCUCACGAAGCACUAUGGGCUUACGGAAGCCGGCAACAUCAGCCCCAGCCAGGACCCCAAGGGGGAGCUGCAGGGCCAGAAUGUGCUGACCGUCCGGUAUUCUCUGGAGCUGACUGCUGCCCGCUUUGGCCUGGACGUGGAGGCCGUGCGGACUUUACUCAAUGCAGGCCUCGAGAAGCUCUUCCAGGCCCGGAAACAUCGGCCAAAGCCGCACCUGGACAGCAAGAUGCUGGCCGCCUGGAACGGACUAAUGGUGUCUGGCUAUGCCGUGACCGGGGCUGUCCUGGGCCAGGAGAGGCUGAUUAACUAUGCCAUCAAUGGUGCCAAGUUCCUAAAGCGGCACAUGUUUGACGUGGCCAGCGGCCGGCUGAUGAGAACCUGCUAUGCAGGGUCCGGGGGGACCGUGGAACACAGCAACCCGCCAUGCUGGGGCUUCCUGGAGGACUACGCCUUUGUGGUUCGGGGCCUGCUGGACUUGUACGAGGCCUCCCAGGAGAGCGCGUGGCUCGAGUGGGCUUUGCGGCUGCAGGACACACAGGACAGGCUCUUCUGGGACUCCCGGGGUGGCGGCUACUUCUGCAGUGAGGCCGAGCUGGGGGCUGGCCUGCCCCUGCGUCUCAAGGAUGACCAGGAUGGCGCAGAGCCUAGUGCUAACUCUGUGUCAGCCCACAACCUGCUUCGGCUGCACGGCUUCACCGGCCACAAGGACUGGAUGGACAAGUGUGUGUGCCUACUGACUGCCUUCUCCGAGCGCAUGCGCCGUGUCCCGGUGGCAUUGCCCGAGAUGGUCCGUGCCCUCUCAGCCCACCAGCAGACCCUCAAGCAGAUUGUGAUCUGUGGAGACCCCCAGGCCAAGGACACCAAGGCUCUGUUGCAGUGUGUCCACUCCAUCUACAUCCCUAACAAGGUGCUGAUUCUGGCCAAUGGGGACCCCUCGAGCUUCCUGUCCCGCCAGCUGCCCUUCCUGAGUACCCUGCGACGGCUAGAGGACCGAGCCACUGCCUAUGUGUGUGAGAAUCAGGCCUGCUCGAUGCCCAUCACCGAGCCCUGUGAACUACGGAAACUGCUACAUCAGUGACUGCCUCCACCACCCAGGCUGGGGCAGAAGGUGGAGCUUCCCAGCUGACCAGAGACUCAGGCCCUUCAGGGCCCUGCAGAACCUGCGGCCAUCCCUGGACACCCUGUCACCAGGUGGCCUCGGCCAUCCUUGCUGCCCCACCAUGGGCACACACUCACCCUGGAAUAAACCUAACAGCGUCCCGCAGUAA